This is a messenger RNA of Fomitopsis serialis, 2148 nucleotides long. RefSeq lists its product as uncharacterized. The coding region runs from base 1 to 2148 and encodes 715 amino acids. The record is from RefSeq and is a predicted model, not a curated record. Lineage: Eukaryota; Fungi; Basidiomycota; Agaricomycetes; Polyporales; Fomitopsidaceae. The transcript is spliced from 14 exons.
AUGCAAUCGGAAAUCGAUCGGCUCGAGGCAGUCAUGAUCGCAUUAGCAAACUUCAUCACUCCGUUGUACAGGUACUGGGGAUUCUCACGCACAUCGUUCCCCAUCCACACCCACAAUCGCCGAGAAUGGCAGUACAUUGCCAUGUCAACUGUCAGUCUCAUGCACUUGGUGCGGGAGACGGUCGAUUACUGGCAUAAAAUCUUGAACAACAACAUCAAAGCGGGCACUCUGUGGCCUGAUCCACCCAUCAAGCGGAUCCUCUGGAACCAUCAUACACAGGAGGCAAUCCACCUCAAUGUCGCUACAGACGAAAAGAGGACCUUGCUUGACUAUUCUGGUCGGUUUGUGCAACCAGAGGCUCGGUGGUUCAUCCCCUACGGCCACAUAAAUCACACAAACGAACACGAGUUCUUUGAGCGCAUCUGCGCGCACAUUGCCAUUCUUAUACAUGAGCGGCAAUGGCGCAUUGAUCGCGAGAUUGAAAUGGACGAAGACAUUCAUGUCUGGGUUGACCGCUGGCUCCGCCAUCUCCGGUCACUAUUGAUCAUGAUCCACGAGAAUCUCGACCUCCGCUCUGAGCGGAGGCCACCCAUCUGGCUAGAAAUCGACCUCCCAAGUGAUCGAGCCCUUCCGGACGGUCCAUACACUCUCAGCAUUGGACAACUCACUUUGCUCCUCGCGCAUCCCGAGGAAAUCGAUUUCUGGGAAACACAGUCAGCAGCACGCAAGCCCAUGCUGAUGCCCGAGCCACGAAAUCUCGUGAACGACAACACAGCUCGUCGGGUUUGGCUGGCACGCCAGGCCCUUCAUUGCGAAUACGUUUAUCGCCGCCUUCAGUUGGAGCGCACGACGAUGGCCCAGCUCAACGAACGGUUUUUGCGGGAAGGCGGGCCUUCGGCGUUGGCGCGAGCACAGGGCAUCGACCUUCUUUCGGACCGCAUGCAGUGGUUCCGUGCGCAGAUCGAGCAGUACGAACAGGGAAUGAAAGUAGGUAUUUUAACUGAAGCACGCACCACUGCAAAGGGCACUGCAGCCAGUUGGUACCCACCUGCGCAACAGUCACUGACAUUCCCAUCUGUCUCCAGAGUCAGAGUCCAGCGCGCGCAUAGCACAUACGACGUGAAGCAAUACCUACGCGAGGCGGCUACUGAGGCACAGCUCGACAUCGAAGAGCGCGGUCCGCUCGAAUUCACGGACCAGCCCCCGGAGCGGCAUGAAUGGACGGAGGAGAUGGUGGAGCGGAUGAACAGGACGAUCCGUGCGCUGCUCAACAGCCCGGUCUCCUAUGAGGCGUUGGACGAGAUACUCAAGUGGUAUCUACUGGACGAGAGAUGGCGGCAUUCCCUCAACUACGUCCCCAAGGGCAUUCUCUUCCCUCGCGUCCUUGACGAGUGCUUCGCCUGGCAGUAUUGGGACGAGCCGGCGGAGGGAGCGUGGAAGGAAGGUCUCUCAUUGGAGACGUUCCUGUCCGAAUGGCGGCAGUGCCAGGUGAAGGAGUGGGACAUCAGGACGCCGAAGGAGGAGGAGGACGCCGGAAUGCAGGCAUUUGCAGAGAUCUGGCUGCACAAUGACCACUUGUACUCUGGGACCCCUGUCCAGGAGUUCGAGGACACCGACGCCCCGACGAUGAUGUAUGAGAUCGACCGUGGGCGCGUCACGGACGAGGACCGCAAGAAGGCGAUGCAGAGACGCGGUAUCUACCUCGCGAUGAAGGCCAAGGGUCACGCACCGGCCGCAAUGAGCGACCCAAUUCCGCUGAACAAGUACAAGAGGCCGAAGGACCUUCCACCGAAAUCGCUCGACACCGCGUUCUACGGCAAGGACUGCUGCUUGCGCUGCCUGGACAGAGGCUUAGUCGAUUGCCGCGUCCCGAAGAGGGACUAUGAGGACCCGCGCUGCGUCGCGUGCAUCGACGCACGCAAGGGGUGCUCUUUCAAGUGCGUCAAGUACUACGCGCACUCGAGCAAGCCAUGCGCGCACCCCGCCAAGUCGUGCGCGCACGAGGACUUCGCGGGGUCGUACAGAUGGGGAUGCAGAGGCUUCCGAUGUCGGGGCCGCUGGGAAACGCGGAGCCCCGAGAACGAGGAGGUGAUGGGAGAGGAGGGGACAGCUGCGAAACGCGUGAAGCGUCGGAAGCUCGUCGAGUAG